Ochotona curzoniae (black-lipped pika) is the source of this 1779-nucleotide messenger RNA. It is a transcript of the gene C5AR2, whose product is annotated as complement component 5a receptor 2. NCBI's taxonomy places the organism in Eukaryota, Metazoa, Chordata, Mammalia, Lagomorpha, Ochotonidae. Gene Ontology annotation, molecular function: complement component C5a receptor activity; G protein-coupled receptor activity. The transcript has 2 exons. The record is from RefSeq and is a predicted model, not a curated record. The coding region runs from base 171 to 1184 and encodes 337 amino acids. Gene Ontology annotation, biological process: complement receptor mediated signaling pathway; inflammatory response; phospholipase C-activating G protein-coupled receptor signaling pathway. Gene Ontology annotation, cellular component: plasma membrane.
AACACCAGUGUGUGUCCCUAGCCUUGUGCCUGGUCAGUGCUGGGCGUGCGUGCCGGAGUACAGAGUUGGAGCCUGCACACACUUCCCGCGGCGCCUAUUAAGGACCGAGACGCAGCGGAGGAGCUGGAGACGGCGCUGAGCAGGCGGGCGAGCAAGCAACCGCGGCCCCGAUGGAGAACGCAUCGCUGACCUAUGAGUACGGGGACUAUGGCGAAUUUCUGGAUCUCCCUGUGGACUGCCCAAGUGGCAUGUGCUUCUCCCACAACUCGCGCCAUGUGGCCCCUCUCGUGCUCUAUGCCGCCAUCUUCCUGGUGGGCGUGCCGGGCAAUGCCAUGGUGAUCUGGGUGACCUGGAAGGAGGCCGGUCGGUCGGCUGGGGCCCCCUGGUUCCUCCACUUGGCCGUGGCAGACUUGCUGUGCUGCCUGUCCCUGCCCAUCCUGGCCGUGCCCAUAGCCCAGGGCGGCCACUGGCCGUACGGGGCUGUGGGCUGCCGGGCACUGUCCUCUGUCAUGUUGCUGUCCAUGUAUGCCAGCGUCCUGCUCCUGACCGCCCUCAGCGCUGACCUCUGCCUGCUGGUGCUCCGGCCUUCCUGGCAGAUGGCAACGUGGCGGGCCCGUGGGGUGCAGGUGGCCUGCGGGGCAGCCUGGGUGCUGGCCUUGCUGCUCACGGUGCCUUCUGCCAUCCACCGGCGGCUGCACCAGGAGCACUUCCCAGCCCGGCUGGAAUGCGUGGUGGACUACGGGGGCUCGGUGGUGACUGAGAAUGCCGUGGCUGCCACGCGGUUCUUGGGCGGCUUCCUGGGGCCACUGGUGAUUGUAGCCGGCUCCCUUGGGACUCUUCUUUGUCGAGGGAACCGACGGCAGCGGUCACUGGCCAUGGCUGUCAUCGUUGGUUUUUUUGUUUGCUGGACCCCCUACCAACUGCUGGGGCUGGUCAUGUCCAAGGCCCACCCAGUCUCCAAGCUCCUGGUUCGGGCCCUGAAGGUGGAACCCUUCGUGGUGGGCCUUGCCCUUGCCCACAGCUGCCUCAACCCCCUGCUUUUUCUGUACUUUGGGAGGGCUCAGCUCCGACAGUCGCUGCUAGCUGCCUUCCGCUGGGCCCUGAGGGAUACGCAGGGCCAGGACGCAAGUGUCAUUAGCAAGACCUUCUCCAGCCAGGAGCCGGUGUCGGAGAUACGGGUGUAGGCUAGGCAGACGCUGCCUUCUCCCUGCCUAGCCCAUUCUGCAAAUCUGGCUUCAGGCAUGAUGGCGUCCGGCAACUCAAUGCUAUCCUUGCUGUGUGCAAGGUCCGGAUACAGGCACAGGACAAUGACAGCGAACAAGACAGACCUGUGCUCUGGGAGCUGACACUAUAGGGGGGAGGGAAGGGGAGAGACAGACGCAAGAGUAGGGGGGAUUCUGAGGGGCCCAAGAGGGCUGGGUGGGGCAAGAGGGGUCAUCCAGACAGGGUACAAAAAUUCCCAUGGACAAGACCUCCUUAGCCAAUCCAGGGGCAAGAAGAGCAUGAAGGGCAGAUUGGUGCCAAGAGAGCAGGAGUGGGUAUGCGGGGCGGAUUUAGAACCUUCUAGGCCCUGGCCACUGUUAGCGUCCACUGGGGAUGGGGAUGUGGUUGGAUGAAAUACAAGUGACUGUUACGUUUGAAUUUCAGAGGAGAGAACUUUAGCACAGGUGCAUUUGGGAUAUACUUAGACCGAAUGUCGUUCUUGGGGUUUUUUUUUUUAAACAAUAAAAUGCCAAUUAUCUGAAGUUCAAAUGUCAUUGAGCUUCUGUAUAUCAAUUU